AUUUAACAAAAGUUUAUAUUAAGUUCAAUUGAACUCAAAAUGCCAUGUUCACGUUUUAAAUACCAAAGAUGCCCAGGGUGAAGAACAAAAGUGUAUAACGCUUAAAAGGAGAGGUUGAGAUGAAUGCCCGGUACUUUUGAGGUCGUUUUUAAACAUCCUAUGAGCGUUCGGAGUUUGAUGUUAUUUCUCUGAGGGUGUUCUUCUCCUGUCGGGGGGGAGAACAGAGAUCCUCCGCCGGAGCAGGAAGCUGCUGCUGGGACCGCUGAGGGGCAGGCACAGGAGCUAGGAAGCAGACCGACAGCUAGUGUCCACCGCGAUGUUCACCCAAACAGGGCUGCGACAACCGUGAGGCACGUCCACCCCUGCGCGCGGGUGUCCGGGGCUCCGACCCUUUAAAAAAAAGGAAAAAGAGGGGGGCGUGUUUUUUUUUUUUUUUUUUGGUUUUCUGCCUGGGGAAGAUGAAGGAGCUGAAGGGCUGCGGUAUGCGCUCCUCGGUGGGCUUUCUGUCCCGCAGAGAGCUGACCGGCCAGUCGCUCCUGAAGGAGGAAUUCCAGAGGCGCAGGCUGUCGGGGUGCACGAGCCUCUACAAGAAAGACAUGCUCGGCCAUUUCGGCUGCGUCAACGCCAUUGAGUUCUCCAACAACGGCGGAGACUGGCUCGUGUCUGGAGGAGAUGACCGCCGUGUGCUUCUGUGGCACAUGGAGAAAGCCAUCCAUAGUCAGUCCAAGCCAGUGAAACUGAAGGGAGAGCACCUCUCCAAUAUCUUCUGCCUUGCUUUUGAUAGUACCAACAAAAGAGUCUUUUCUGGGGGAAAUGACGAACAGGUGAUUCUUCAUGAUGUGGAGAGGAGGGAAACUCUGAACGUGUUCCUGCACAUCGACGCUGUGUACAGCCUGUCCGUCAGCCCUGUCAACGACAACGUGUUCGCCAGCUCUUCUGACGACGGCCGCGUUCUCAUCUGGGACAUUCGCGAACAGCCGCAUGGAGAGCCGUUCUGCCUGGCCAGCUACCCCUCGGCCUUCCACAGUGUGAUGUUUAACCCGGUGGAGCCCAGGCUGCUUGCCACGGCCAACUCCAAGGAGGGAGUCGGACUUUGGGACAUCCGCAAGCCACGGAGCUCUCUGCUCCGUUAUGGAGGCAGCAUGUCCCUGCAGAGCGCCAUGAGCGUUCGCUUCAACAGCACCGGCACGCAGCUGCUGGCCCUGCGCCGCCGCCUGCCCCCGGUCCUGUACGAGCUGCACUCCCGCCUGCCCAGCUUCCAGUUCGACAACCAGGGCUACUUCAACUCCUGCACCAUGAAAAGCUGCUGCUUCGCCGGGGACAAGGAUCAGUACAUCUUGUCGGGAUCGGAUGACUUCAACCUCUACAUGUGGAAAAUCCCAAAGGACCCUGAAGCAGGAGGCCCCGGCCGCGUGGUAAACGGAGCCUUUAUGGUCCUGAAGGGUCACCGUUCCAUCGUGAAUCAGGUCCGCUUCAACCCUCACACCUACAUGAUCUGCUCCUCCGGAGUGGAGAAAGUCAUCAAGGUGUGGAGUCCGUACCAGCAGCCGGACAGUCUGGGGGACCUGGAGGGCCGCGUGGAGGACCGGUCCCGCAGCCUGUACACGCACGAGGAGUACAUCAGCCUGGUGCUCAACAGCGGCAGCGGCCUGGCCCACGACUACGUCAGCCAGUCCAUCCAGGAGGACCCGCGCAUGAUGGCCUUCUUCGACUCCCUGGUGCGGCGGGAGAUCGAGGGCUGGAGCUCCGACUCCGACAGCGACCUGAGCGAGGAGGCCAUCAUGCAGCUGCACGCCCGGGGGCGGCGCUCCACGCGGGCCACGGCCGCCGCCGCCCCCGCCAUCGCCUCCGCCGCCGACGCCGCCGACCACCACCACAGCGACUCCGAGCACUCCUCCUCCUCCUCCCUGGCCGGACCCGACGGCUCAGGGGGGGAGGAGCAGGGCGGGGAGGAGGGGGAGGAGGGCGAGGAGCGCCCCCGGAGGCGGAGCAGGCCCCAGCGCCAGCAGUCGGGCUUCCUGGCCAACGAGGACUCGGACUCCAGCGAGUUCUGGCUGGACCCCAUGCCCCGCCCGCGCUCCCCGAGCCCCCGGGAGAAUUCCACCCUGUCCAGCCCCGCCUCCUCCCCCUCCCUCCCCGCCGGAGCCUCCAGCUCGUCCACGUCCACCUCCAGCUCCAGCAGCGAGGACGAGGAGCGCUGCAGCGCGGUCAGGAGGCGCAACGCCAUGAGGCGGCGGCGCAUGCAGGUGGUCUCCAGGGCCGGCGAUCGGCCCGAGUCGGUCCAGGCCCUGUUCUCGGCCGUGGACUCCUGCAGCUACCCGUCCAUCUCCGUGGACGACCUGUCGUCCUCCUCGACGGGCGAGGAGCCGAACUCCCUGAGAAUCAAGCCGCGGGCGGGCGGCGAGGAAAAGCGCCUGAGCCCGUCCGACUUCGUGUGCCUGAGCCCGGUCAUGUCCCCCGAGAGCGAGGAGGACGAGGGAGGGAGCGGCCGGACUGAGCCGGACAGGCGCCCGGCCUCGUCUCCGCCGUCGGCGGACGCGGGCCGGACCCAGGGGAGGGAGCCGGCCUCGGACAGCUCGGACAGCAGGGAGGCGGGCAGCAGCCUGGCGGCCGCAGACGGCAGCGCCCUGAGCCAGAGCAGCCCCGGAGUGAACGGCAAGCACCGGCCGGCGGGCGCAGGGGGGGGCUGCGAGACCCAGCGGGCGUCCUCAGAGUCCGAGGUAGAGACUGAAGAGGCCAGGGCCCAGAGGGACAAGGGCCCGGCGCAGAGCGCCCUGAAACGGACUCACGUGGGCUCGGACGAGAAAGAGCUGAGCUGCUCCCCUUUUGAGAAGAAGCUAAAGACGUAA
Molecule: messenger RNA, 2849 nt
Organism: Menidia menidia (Atlantic silverside)
Lineage: Eukaryota; Metazoa; Chordata; Actinopteri; Atheriniformes; Atherinopsidae
Source: the annotation of a GenBank genome assembly